This is a messenger RNA of Diabrotica virgifera virgifera (western corn rootworm), 4275 nucleotides long. Its product is annotated as zinc finger protein 677-like. Gene Ontology annotation, molecular function: RNA polymerase II cis-regulatory region sequence-specific DNA binding; protein binding; DNA-binding transcription factor activity, RNA polymerase II-specific. The record is from RefSeq and is a predicted model, not a curated record. NCBI's taxonomy places the organism in Eukaryota, Metazoa, Arthropoda, Insecta, Coleoptera, Chrysomelidae. Gene Ontology annotation, biological process: regulation of DNA-templated transcription. The transcript is spliced from 10 exons. The coding region runs from base 130 to 2667 and encodes 845 amino acids.
AAAGCUCCAAAUGACACUAAUGACAGUGACAAAUAAUUUUUCGUAAUGAAAUUUAUCCGGUUGUAAUUAUAUUAUAAACAAUUAUUGUAAUAAUAAAAUGUAGCUUACAAAAACCUAUUGCAAAUUAAGAUGAUCGCCGUGGAAGAAUACCCAACAUUAACAUUCCAAAAUUCUAACUUUCCAAAUGUUAUAUUCCAAAAAUUGUUCGAGCAAAAGAAAGCUAGUAAGUUCUGUGAUAUAACCAUUUUCGUAAACAACAAAAUAAUUAAAGCACAUAGGAAUGUUCUUGCUUGUAGUUCUCCAUACUUUGAUUCUAUCUUGAAAACUCACAAAGUCCAACAAGAAAAGCUUUCUGUAUCUUGCACAGAUAGCACGAUUUUUAACGAUGUGCUUAAUUUUAUGUAUACAGGAGAGAUAACCAUCAAUCAUGCCAUCAUAGAAGAACUGUUAAAAUUAGCUGAUCAUUUUAUAUUAACUACAAUUUUAGAGUAUUGUAUAGACUUUUUAGGAUCCAAACUUAAUGUAAAUAAUUGCCUUUUUACCUAUUUCCUUGCGAAGCAGUAUAAAUUGAAGCACUUGAGUGAUAAUAUAGAAAAUUGGAUAGGUAAGCACAUAGAUGAUAUUUGUAAAGGAGAGGAAAUACUUGGAUUGGAAAGAAAGCAGCUGCAAGAAUUCUUUACAAAUAAGAACUUCAUUUUAACGACUAGCAAUGCCCUUAACCUUUUAUCUCAGUGGGUACAGAAAGAUUUGGAGAAAAGGGAGAAGGAAUUUGAUAGUGUUGUUAAAUGCUUUCCGACCAACGAUUUAGAGCCUAUAGAAGUAUUCAAACAUUUAGAAACCAGUCAACUGUACAACAAAAGCGAACUGUGCUUUUACAAAAUUUUGGAUUAUUUGAUUAUGAAUAAUUGGAUGUUGUCUAAUUUUAAGACAAGAUAUGAUGUUUUACAUGUCAAAUAUGGACAGGUGUCCCAAGAAAAAAUACACGAGGCUGAUAUGAAACAAAAGAAAAUUACAGUGACUGAAAAACUAGGUGAGUCACACCAUGUUAAAAAUUCUGUGCUAGUAAAAGCAAAGUUGAAAAAUCAAAAACAGAAUAUCUUAAAGAAGCUUAUGUUAUUUGGAUUGCAACCUAGUGUGAGAAUGGCAGCCCUAAAGAUGUUAAUAUGUAAGAAAACAUCACUGUUAGAUAUUGAAGAAAAGGAAGAAACUGAAGUGAUGGUUGAUACAGAUGAAAAAGUGGGUAUCAAGUGCCCCAUCUGUUUUACAACAAUCAAUGACAGUUUGUUACUGGAACAACACUUAGCACUAAGUCAUGCUAAGAAUGUCACCUAUAAAUGUGGUUUGUGUUCGUUUGUUUGCCAGUAUCAUGGGGAUUACUUAAAUCACAUGAAAACACAUUUUAGUGGACCACCCUUCAAGUGUGAUUUUUGUAACUUUAGUGUGGAACAAAUAUCCAAACUAAUCAGUCAUCGUGCACAUCAUCUAGACGAAUCCAUCUACCAAUGCACAUUUUGUACGUUCAAAUGCCGUUUGAAACAGAACUACAUUUCCCAUAUGAAAAUGCACACACCAGAAACGUUCAAAUGUGAACAUUGUUCAAAAUCAUUCAAAUUCGGCCAAAAUCUGGAAGCUCAUCUCUUGAACCAUUCAACAGAGAAGAAUUUGUCUUGCGAUCUGUGUGGAUUUCAUACCAAGUUUAUUAGCCAUAUGAUUGCACAUAAAAGGAUUCAUGCAGCAGAUAUAUACCGUUGUUCAUAUCCUCAUUGUAAGUACACAACAUCUAAGAAAACCCAACUAGCGAGCCAUGCUAAGAGCCAUAAUGGUGUCAGACCUCACGUUUGUGGAGUAUGCGGGCGAAGUUUUAUGGAGAAAUCUCAUCUAGUACGACACGAACGAAUACAUCUUGAGGAAAAACCGUUCAAGUGUUCUCAUUGUGAUUACGCCAGUUCGAGAAGGGAUAAAUUGAAGGAGCAUUAUACUAGACACCAUGGAGAGAACGCAUCUGCGAAGGUGCCGUAUAAAGCACGGCCGUUAAGGAAUAAUAAUGGUUCUACCAGCAAGACGAAAUCACAGACUUCCCAAGAUUUGCCAACAACUACUACAAACACAAAUAAUGUCAAUUUUACGCAGACCAACAGCACUACAGUGGCGCCAUCUACCCAAAAUUUAGGAUCAGAAAUACAAGAAUUAAUAAUGCACCAUCAAAACCAUUCAACUCCAACAGCUACAAAUCUGACUGUACUAAACUCUACCUAUCAUCACUUCACUUCUGGCGAAUCUGCAGAUUUUCAUCACUCUCACGCUGUUCAUACUCACAACAUUCACAAUCAAAUACUCGGAGCGACAGCCUCGGCAGGUCACAAUCAGCGUUCCGCAGGAAAUAAUCCCCAACAUACGAAUAAUAAUAUUGUCAACCAUCACAUGUUAACGGCAGCUGCUGCAGCAAGAUCUAAUCCGUCAACUGCGACUUCAACUGCGGCUGCUGUAGCAGCGGCUAUGAUGUUGGAUCCAAGAUUUCAUCAUAACUCUGCAGUUCCCUAUCAUCCAACAUCUACUCCAGUUUCCAUGGCGAUGGCAGCUGUUCAGUCAGCACAACCAACACAGUCCACAAACCAACAAGCAACUGACUAUCCUCCAACAUUGCAAAAUUGUAUGCCUUUGUUUUAGAAUACUGUUCUUUGGAUUUAGGUACGAACCAAUGGUAAAAUCAGUAUCUGCUGCUAGUUUUUCAUUGAACAAAAUGAUUAUGAAUGUUCAGAUACGUGGAUAGUGCGGUAAUUAUCAUAAGUGUUUUCAACACUUAGUGGUGUCAGUAAAUCACUAUUAUAAUUUGGAUAACAACUGCUUAAAGUCCUACAAAGACAAACAUAGCCCAAACUCCAAUGUAUAUGCUGGUUAUUACCGUUACACAAAACUAUUACGGUGUUCCACUGUUGAAUCUUUGGUGGGCAUAAGAAAAGUAUAAACUGGGCAACAGAAAAGUAUCAACAAACUGAUAGAAAUAAAAUUCGAAACUAACUAAUAACAAAAAUUACAACGAUGGACCAAACGGGAUAUUGCCUCUCAUUGAUACUAUUCAAAAUAUUUGCCUUAUUUCAGCUGCAUAUUGUUAAACCAUUUUGACAUUGUUUGUCCCACCAACUGAUUGGUUUCUUCCAUAAGUGAUGAAAGUAAAGCACCCAUAUACAGUCCGUCCAAUAUACUUAAUAUUAUUUUUUUUUUUGUUGUAUAAUCCACUUCCGCAAAAAUUAUGUGAUAUUUUUGAUUUAAAAUGAAUUCAAGAAUGUUUUGUAAUUGGGCAACAAUGUCAACUUAGAUCUCUGACGUAGAUAAUGACGUGCAACGGUAAGUAUAUUGGACCGACUGUACACUUACUUAUCCUGAUACUACAGUCCAUUCAGAACAUUGGCCUCAUUUGCAUCGUCUGCGCAAAUGUGUGCCUCUUAUUAUUUUAACUAUUAAUCCGACGCUCUUAUAUGACAUAAGAAAUGCGAGACGAAAAGAAGAAUCAUAUCUCUUGUUUUUUGUGAUUUAUUUGAAAUCAACGCUUUCCAGUUUACUCUUUGAAAGUUCCUGGCUCGUGGAGAUGAAAUCAACGUUGUCAGCACAGUACUAGGAUCCAACUCCUGUUAAAAAAUGUUUUCUCCUGUCUCCUUGAAUUUUAAGAUUCAUAACUAAAGACAAGGAUAUAACAGACAGGGAGUGUCGUUAUCUUAGGUCUCCUUCUUAUUGUUUUCUUUGUCUUUAUGCUCCAGUGUCAAUUUUCAUCUGUUAAUGCCAUUUGAGGAAGCCUGGAGAUCAAGGAACAAUGGUGUAUAUUGAUACUAAAGAAUACCUGCUCAUGCCAGUCCCAAUCUCAGGGUGGAAGCCAGCCUUAGCAAUCAGAAGCAGCUGGCUAUUAAAAGAACUCCUAAAAACAGUACCGAUCUUAUGAAUUCUUAGAGAUAUUAAGAACAAUUUAGACUAAUACAGCAUAAACAUUUGUUUAAUUUCUAAAUAAUGAAACAAGGAAUAUGAUUUAUAUCCUUCGUUAGACUCAAUUUAUGCAAUCUAAUCGUGUAUGCCAAAACCCAGAAUCUAAGGACUAUCAACUUAUGUAUUACUAUAGAUCAUUUUCUAGUCACAAAUUGUAACCUAGUGUAAAUUAUUCUAGUCAGUAUUUGUUCUAGAUACAUGUUAUUUUCGUUUUGUUGGUAUUUAUAUAAAUAUAUAAUUGUUUUGUUUUUUAAACCUUUAUUUGUACUAUUUAUUAAAUAACUUAGCCACAUUUUUGUA